Suillus subaureus is the source of this 1949-nucleotide messenger RNA. RefSeq lists its product as uncharacterized. The transcript is spliced from 3 exons. Gene Ontology annotation, molecular function: protein binding. Bases 92 to 1681 code for a protein of 529 amino acids. NCBI's taxonomy places the organism in Eukaryota, Fungi, Basidiomycota, Agaricomycetes, Boletales, Suillaceae. The record is from RefSeq and is a predicted model, not a curated record.
GAGAAUAUUGGCUAACUUGGUGGCUGAGUUUGAACUUUGAACUACAAUCAGCUUCAGGUUCGAACAAGACCUAUCAUGCAUUUCUCUUACUAUGCAUAUCUGUCUCUUGCCGACGGAAAUCCUAUUUCGCAUAUUCACAACUAUCUAUGGAGACACCACAUCAAUGUAUGAGGACUCCAUAACAAUCUCUCGUGCUACACUUGCUACUCUUGCAAGGACUUGCAGGACAUUCAAGGAGCCUGCGCUCGAUAUCCUUUGGAAACAUUUGGAUGGGUUCGAGCCACUCGUCUUGUGCUUACCUGAAAGUGUUAGAAACAGAGACGUGCAAGGAAAGUUGACACUCAAGAGACCUCCCUUCAUUAGAGAGUGGAGGAUUGUUUGCCAAUAUGCACAACGUAUCCACUUUUUGAGCAUCGAUCAGACGUCUCUAGACAUCAUAGACGACCGGGUCAUACAAACGCUGAUGUUUGCGUUACCACCCACACCGCUGUUACCGAAUCUUCGUACUUUGCAUUGGUGGGAUGCUCGAGAUAGGUUUCUUCCGUUGUUGCGCUUCUUGCUUGGGUCAACUAUCACAUCAUUGGAGCUUGGGUUUGACGAUCGGGCACCCUCUUUUGCCAGAUCUGCUUUGUUAACCUCGCUCAGUGCUCGAUGUCCAUUCAUCCGGGAAUUCACCUGCACAGGGCACGGCGAGGAUUCCCAAGAAAUUUUAGAUGUAAUAUGCGAAGCUGUGUGUGGUUGGCAGAAACUCUCCCAUUUCAGUACAGGAAUCCUUAACACACAAGCGCUUACUCAUCUGGCUACCUUAUCGUCACUGAAGUCUCUUUCCUUCGAGACAUGCGACUUGAAUGACAUGCAACCCAAUUCCACUCCAAUAUUUUUCCGCCAGCUCAAUGACGUGUCCAUUUCUACAUCAUCACCCUCUGCUCUCACUCAGUAUCUCAGAAAUGUUCAUUUUCUUUCUUGUCGAUCUAUGCAGUUGUCGAUCUAUCGAAACAACAAUGGGCCGGUUUAUGAUCCUCUGGAUAUUCCAGACUUCAUCGCCUCCCUCUCAGAGGGCUUCUCUCCCGAUCUCGAGCAACUCGAGGUCUUACUGAACACCGGGUUUGAAAGAUCUGAAGAACUUAACGAUCCCCGUUUUGCCAUUGCAUUUGGCGUGAUUGCUCCGUUGCUGUCGUUGCGUCGCUUAACAACACUGGAUCUCUCUUGGCUCUGUACAUCGGCCAUUGACGACGUCUCACUCAAAAGAAUGGCACAAUCUUGGCCUGAACUCGAGAGAUUCCAUUUUGGAGGAGGGGUUCGUUGGCUGGUCCCACCAUCACUCACCUUCAUAGGACUCAUCCACCUCGUACACCAUUGCCGGCGCUUGCACACCAUUGAAAUGACUUUUCAUGCCGGCUCAAUCGACACUAACAGCGAGUUGUUCUCUAAAAUCAUUCCCAAUAAUAAUAUCACCAGCGUGGACGUAGGGUUCUCUCCAAUCGUGGAUCCUUUUGCCGUGGCCUGUCAACUGCAUGCCCUACUACCCAAUUUGACUGAGGUUUUCGCCUUUCGGGACAUGUCCUUCGGGCCGGCGCUAUUUAAAAAUCUUGAGGCUGAAUGGAAAAGGGUGAAUGAAUUCCUCAAGACGCUUAUUGCAGGCGCAAAAAUAAAAGAGAAAAUAGACCAAAGACCAUACUAGUGCUCGUUACUGGCCUAACAUACUCAGGACCCUAGCUAUACCUUGGCUUAGCCAAUGGUCUACCUAUACCAUUGCAGGACCUUGUUGCUGCUUUUUUCAAGCUUUCUUCGUGGUAGUCGUUUAUUGAUACCACAACAUUUGCAUUAUACAUUGUGCACUUGUUCUCCUCGGCAGUCGAUGGUCAUAUCAGUUCGUCUCAAUAAUAAACGAAGUAUAAUAUACUUAUAUGUAGCGUCCAUCAACAUUCUAUUCCGUGCCAACAUUUGAC